AUGGCCAAGACAAAUAUAAUUGUUCAGUUGUUCAUAUUUAGCAUUUGUGGGCGUGAUAUCCAGAUAAAACGGCCGUCACUUGGGUCUCAAUCAUUGCUGUGCGAAAUGCGAUGACGUAAUUAAUUAAUGACGUGUUGAGAAACAUGUUUACUAGGCAGAGAAAUUGUCAUUCCCUGAGCAGUCUUUUCCAAUAAGAAGCAUACAAAUAGUGAUAAGUAAGCCUAUUUCAUCGCAUUUGAUGCUUGCCUUAUAAUCUUUAAAUGUGGAAUAUUCCCUUUAAGAAAUGCAAAAUCUGCUGGAGAUAGGUACAGAUGACUGUAAGCCUUAAAUAAACAUUGCUACAUGAGUUCAAAGUAUAUGGGUUCUAUGCCAGCUAGGUGUCUUUGAAAUGAACCCCCAAGAUCAUUAUAUAGUAUGGCAGAUGCACACAAACUGGAAUGCAUCUAUGUUAAGCACCACUAAUGCUUCCAGUAGCAACAACGGAUAACUAAUUUGGCAACGGUUUUUGCUUUCUUUCUUGUGUCUUGUUGCCUGUUUUUUCAGUAAGGCUGCACUACUUAAGGACGUCAGCGUGUCUUGUAUGCUUUUCCUCCAAAGCUUGAGCUUUUCUGAUGGGCUUCCGAAGCGUGAUGCAAGUUUGAUUUGAUCUUCUGUCCAGAUGUUCCCAGACUCAUUAAAUGACUCCGUAUGAACUCGUUAUCGAGCACACACCCUCACAAUUCCAGGCGGACUCUGCAUGUCUGGAUGACAGAGCAGCACAAGGCGGCUAACCUGCCCACCGCAAGUGCCUGCCAUGGUGAAGAAAUACUUCUGUGACUACUGCGGCACGCGCUUCGCCUAUUCCCCGGAGGCGUGGCGGCGCCACGUGCGCGGCGUCGCGCACGUGCGGGCGCGCGCCGAGCACUACCGCCAGCUGUCCUCGCCGCGUGAGCUGCUGCGGUCGGAGCAGGCGCGCCGGCCCUGUCGACGCCGCAGCGAGCCCGGCGGCUGUCUGUUCGGCGACAGCUGCGUCUUCUCGCACCUCUCGCAGGAGGAGCUGGCGCGACUGCGGGCGGCGGUGGCGGAGGUGGCGCCCUCCCUGCGCCCGGUGGAGGUCACGCUGAGCCCCGGCCAGGUGGCGGAGUGGGGCUGA
Messenger RNA from Pollicipes pollicipes, 1132 nucleotides. Its product is annotated as zinc finger matrin-type protein 5. The coding region runs from base 794 to 1132 and encodes 112 amino acids. The transcript has 2 exons. Gene Ontology annotation, molecular function: zinc ion binding. Lineage: Eukaryota; Metazoa; Arthropoda; Thecostraca; Pollicipedomorpha; Pollicipedidae. The record is from RefSeq and is a predicted model, not a curated record. Gene Ontology annotation, cellular component: U12-type spliceosomal complex.